Messenger RNA from Solea senegalensis (Senegalese sole), 5312 nucleotides. It is a transcript of the gene cramp1, whose product is annotated as cramped chromatin regulator homolog 1. The transcript has 20 exons. Gene Ontology annotation, molecular function: chromatin binding. Gene Ontology annotation, cellular component: nucleus. The coding region runs from base 150 to 3650 and encodes 1166 amino acids. Gene Ontology annotation, biological process: pattern specification process. Lineage: Eukaryota; Metazoa; Chordata; Actinopteri; Pleuronectiformes; Soleidae. The record is from RefSeq and is a predicted model, not a curated record.
UGUUGAUGCAGAUAGAAAACAGUUGAACUGCGCAGAGAGUUCAGCUCAGUCGAAGCUGGAGCAAGGAGAGGGCAGAAAGCGGAGAGAUCGGUGUCGUUUUUUAUUAUGCUUAAUUUGAUCAGUAAUUGUCAAUCUAACCGAUCGGAUCCAUGGUGAAGAGAAAGAAGACGUCGCCCACCACCGAAGAGUACGAAAAUGGCAUGACACCGGGCUCCAGGGAGGGGAUCGGUGUCGAUGGGAGGAGGAAUCCGUCCAGAAAGCCCGAAGGUUGCGACGAGGAGGAGAGCGGAGAGCAGGCGAGCGAGGAGCACAGUACAAAGGGAGACGACGGAGUGGAAAUUCUUAAUCCAUCAACCACGGCUCUCAGCCCCGGUUCAACCCCGGUCCUCCCCGCCUCUCCACCGAACCGAACCGGGCUUGGUGAUACCCAGCAGCCCCAUACAUCAGCGGAGUCCGCCCCUCAAUGCCACGACCAGCAUCAUUUUCUCCGAUCAAGCGUUCGACCUCCAAGUAAACGCAUCCGGAAGGAUUCAAUCGGCUCAGCCAUCAAUGGACAUGGCGGGGCAAAAUCGAAAGGCACAGAGAAUGGCUCUUCCUCUCAGGGGGCAGUGGGACAGUCGGGGCCUAUUGCGAGCUCCACAGUAGGAGUAUCCAAGUCCUCCAAGGGCCAAGGGUCUACUGAGAAGGAGGAGCAGGCUGGUAACCAGAAACGGGCCCGUCGACAAUGGGAGUCUUGGAGUGCAGAAGACAAAAACAGCUUCUUUGAGGGCCUGUAUGAGCAUGGAAAGGAUUUCGAAGCGAUCCAGAACAACAUAGCGAUGAAGUACAAGAAGAGAGGCAAGCCAGCUAACAUGGUGAAGAACAAGGAGCAAGUUCGCCACUUUUAUUACCGCACCUGGCACAAGAUCUCCAAACACAUUGACUUUGCCAAUGUGUACUCUCGAGUUCUGAAGAAAUCCUCUCAAGAACUGUAUGGUCUCAUCUGCUAUGCUGAGCUGCGCAAAAAAGUUGGAGGACUAAUGGAUGAUAAGAACGUGGCGAAGCUGAACGAACUGAUCCAACAAGGGGCCACGACUGUGCGCUCAAAAGGGAGGAACCUGCGAAUCAAAGCACCCAUGUGCCGCGCUCUGAAGAAACUUUGUGAUCCCGACGGAGUAAGUGAUGAAGAAGACCAGAAGCCGGUGCGUCUCCCCCUGAGGGUGGCAGUGGAGCUCCAGCCGCGCAGUAACCAAUCCUGGGCCCGUGUUCAAAGUUUAGCCCACAAUCCACGCCUCAGAAUGGUGGUGGAGCUGCAUAGAAAGGUUUCCAGCCUCAUUGAAUAUUUGAAACAGAAGUGGGCAUACCAGGACCAGCGCAUUCUUAAGAGUCUCAAGGAGCGAGAAGCUCUGGAGGGCAGUCAGUCCAGCACAACCUCCCCCGGCAAAUGCCAACCAGAUGAACUCCUUCUCUUCCCUGCUGAGAGCACCACAUUGACUACACUGCCUGGUGUGGCACGUGUGGUUCACUCCAAGGCCUCCUGCACUGUACACUGGCUGGAGAGUGGCAAGAACCGACCAAAUGCAAAGGAAUUGCCAGCUGCCCAGAUCCUGGGCAUCCACACAGCUCCAACAUCUCGGACUGGCACCAAAUCUGGACGUGGGAGUUCUGCUGCAGCUGCUGCUGGUGCUCCAGUGACUGUGUUAGGUGAUACUCGUCGAACUGAUCCCCCUAACCUUGAAACUUCACCAGACAGUUCUGCCAAAGUAGAAGAGAAGAGGCCUGUGUCUGUUGCCGCAUCCUUUCAGCAGACGGUGGCUCUGAGAGAAGAAGGAACUGAGUUUGCUCCCUGUGGUGGAUUAGCUGUAAUCAAAAGCACAGAGAAGUUGUGUAGCAGUGUAGAGAGCUCAUCUGAGCAGUGCAAAGAGGAGCAGAAUGCCAGCACCUCCUCUCCAGAGGCCAACCAGACUCCUCCAACCAAACCUUCAAUGACUGUCCCAGAGGAUGGAGUGUCGCAGAGCCCUGCGUCUGCAGCCAAAGAGCGGACUGUUGAGCAGAUCAGGGAGGAAGGCUGGUGUGCCCGUGACGCAGAGAACGUCACCCUGGCUGAGCUUUACCUGAUGUUUGGAAAGCCUGGGAAGCUGCAAUUGGAGUAUGAGUGGCAGCCUAUCACGGCUCCUUCCAACAACCAAGAAGACGGACAAGCCAUGGCACCAGCUAAGCCUAACAGGAUGCAUCAUGUCUUGCGCUGCCUGCUCAAACUGGUGACCACUGAGGUCAAUCCUAAACCUUUGGCCCCGGAUCUGUGUUCCACAGCCAUGUCACCUCUUAAAACCCAACAGGAGGAGCAAAACCAGACACUCACUCCUCCGGGAAAGGGGCCCAUAGCAGGUGUUCGCAGCCCCAGCUGUGGCCGGCAGCAGGCCUCUGUCCGAGGGGCCAGGUCACACCUGGUCAACACUGGGGUCUCAGGUGGACGCUGCCUUGCGCGAUCUCUACUGGGGUCGGCAGCGGGCUGUGACUCAGAGGGAGGUGUUUUUGCUGUACCCACCACGCUGCCUCCUAACAGCUCACGGCACAACAGAAUGUUCUCUCCCAACAAGGAAGCGGAACUUGCCUUCAGACAGCAACUGGACUCGAUCAGUAUGCAGUCAGAUCUUUUCCUUUCCCGACAGAGAAAACCUCGGAGCAGACAACUCCGUAAACCUCUUGUAGUUCAACGAACACUGCUGCCCCGAACUACAGGAGACACUUCUCCGCACGUCUGCUCCUUUUCCAUCCUCUCCAACUCCUCUGCAGGAACUGGAUCUUUCCGGCCAAUCCAUACUCGCCCUGCUCCUUCGCCUCGCUCCAUCGUUUCCAAGGUUUCAGCUGCAACCACCAGUCAGCUCUCCAGUGCCAUUGAUCUGGCAGCUAAGUCUGCAGGCAUCAUUCCUGGUAGUCCCUGUCGGAGUGUUGACUCUCCCUCUGUGGAUAACGACAAUCUGCUCACACCCACACCCACACCCACUGGUGAUGCCGAACCAGACCCACAGCUCCUCCAGCAAAACGUCCCAGAGAAUGGUUUGCCUCCACCGUCUCCUAUAGCGAUUAGUGGUGGGGACUCGCUCCUCGCUCCACCCAGCGUAGCCUCGCUCCUGGACAUCUCUUUGCCUGGGCCGCCUGAAGAGGCUCUAGCCCCCGGAGAACCUCAAACACACAUCAGUGACUCCAUCAUUGAGCUUGCCAUCAACUCUGCUCACUACGGUGAGGAGACGGCUCUUUCUCCAGCCAAGCUGAGUAACAACGACGGCUCCAAACUUUUAGCCUCGUCUCCCUCAGUCAGCCCGUCCCGAGGCUGGAUUCCAUCGCCCAGCCAUGACCCCCAGUGGUACCCAAGCGAUUCAACCGACUCCACACUGGGAUGUCUUCUCUCCAGCAUGGUGUCUCCUGAAAAGGUGAGGAGGACCAACCUUACCCCCUCUGGCCCCUCCAGUGGCACAGCGUUGCUUGGACCUAGCCUCCUGGACUGCAACUCCCAUGAUUCCUUUCAGUCUCGUGGCCUUCCUGAUGUGGCAGAGAUGGACUCUCAGCUUGCUUGUAUGAUGAGUGAGAGCAGCGUGGACUACAUCGCUCGCUUCAAUGACCUGGCUCAGGAGCUGGCUGUGACCGAGCCCUCCAUCCCGCCGCCAUGAGGAAGAGAGGACAAGGCCAUCUGGAAGAUUGGGCGCUGUGCGGCUAGAGAUUAAGUAUUUCUUCGGUGUCAAGACCGUUGGUCUUCUGAUGGAUUUACAUCAAUCAAAGGACAGUUAUGGAGAAGGAGCAGCCUCUGAAAGCCAUCCCUGCCCUGUAUGUUUAAGUGCAAUAAUAAUGGUGAACCUUGACCAUUGUUCAAAAGCGAGUUAAAAGAAAAAAAAGGUGAAAUCCCCUUUAAAAACAAACACUUUUGAAAAAAAAUGUGUUGACAAAACACAACCUCAUGUACAGGAAAACACAAUGCCAUAUCUGAACAUAAUAUUUUCACUGAGCUUAUGUCUUUUCCUGAUCUUUGUGUGUGUGUAUGUGUGAGCGUGUGUCUUCUACUCUCAGCUUGACCCCCAAAAUGUGCAAAUCCUCCAAAAUGUGCAGUUAAGGUUCGUAGUCGGUGGCAAACAGCUGCUGAAAGAGGAUUCUAGUAAUGUCAGUGAGUAAAAUGGUCUUUUCACUUAUUACAGUAAAUUGGAGCACAACAACACAACAGAGCAGGAACGAGGUUAAAUCCUCUGCUCCUGCCCCUCCACCUUGUGUUUUUGAUUUCACUCAGUUUAGUUAUCUGUUUUUGGUCAAAUUUUCCAUGUGUAUGUUUGGAAUCAGGUUUUUUUUAUUUCUUACAUCCACAUGCAAAAUGGCAGCUUUUUUUGGUUGAUUACAUUUGAAAGCAACUCCACAGAUGAGAUCAUCUGCAGCUAUUACAUUUGUGAUGUUGUGCUAAAAUCAAAGUCCAUUUCCAGCCACGUUGUUGCAUCUCCAUCACGUUUAAUGUAGGUUUUAAUAAGUAAAAUGGCCUGUAGGUUGUCUUGAUGUUGCUUUAACAGGUCACAAAAACACAUCUUCCUUUUACAGACAUUAACUUUGAGUUGUGGUUUCUCAUUCUUACACAUUAAUGAUGAAGCCAUAGGUUUUUGGUUUAAUUUUCCCCCACAAUGUGACUAUGUAUUCAUUUUGAAUACUAAAAAUGUCUGAUACCUCUAUAAGUUGUUAACAUUACACUCCAAUUUAACACCACAAGAGCAAGCAGUUCAGAGUUAUGUAAUGAAAUCAAACACUAAAGGCAAUAGUUGACACUCCACUAAGUACAUUUGCAGUCGCUAAUUAAUCACCAGUAAUUAUGUGACUGACUGGUUGCAUUUAAAACAUCAACAGCCUGUUGAUUAGUACUGAUUCUGGCUAAUGUUGACAAUAUUGAUUUAAUGUGUUCAUCAUUCCUCUAACCUCAGCUGCUCUGCAUGCAAUGAUGACUCGAUGGAUGUUUGUUCUAUUUCACGUAGUUUCAGUGUUGUACACUGGGACAACAUUUGUUCCACGUCACGUCCAGACUCACCGCAUUGACUCUCUGAAUUUCACAUUUAAGCAGCGCCAUCGAUAUGCAGUAUUUAAAAACAUCUUUGCCUCAUCAACAUGUUAAAUUGUAGGAGAACUCUGUUCAUUCCACAAAAUGUCCGUCUCCUUCAAGCACCUUUGUGGCUUUGACUCUACAAUGUAAAAGCGCUUUUUUUUUAAAGUAAAUUCGUUGAUAAAAGGUCUCAUCUUCUCACACUAGAAAAGAAACAAUGAAGAUGAUUCUUAUUGAGGAAUAAACAGCAGGUUUUGUCUUUGAA